AUGGUAAUAAAACUAUUUUCUCUCUUCUCUUUACUCCUCAUACUCAUCCAUGGAGUUUCCGGCCAACAAGACGAUGAUAACACACCGGUGCUCGACUCUGAUGGAGAUGCGGUCAACUCCUCGACCGAGUACUACAUCUCUUACGCCGGAGCAGGUUUUCGUGGUGGAAUCGGACUCCCCUGGGGGUCUAAACUCAGAUGCCCCGCCAGAGUUAUUCAAAUGCCGUUCCGGACUCAGAUUGGUCUCCCGGUCGCUGUCAGGCCUACGCUCCUCGAGAGCCCAUUCUGGCCGCCGUCGCCGCUUCCUAUCGUAUUUACAGUUUAUGUGAAUCAGAGCGUCGAAAUUAGUUUCUCAGAAUCAGUCACCGGCUGCCCAGAUGGCCAGGCCUUGUGGGAUGUCGAAUUUGUCCCGGAGGUUCAGAAAGACGUUGUGGCAGGCACAUGGAAUCAACAAAAGAGUGAGUUCAAGAUUCUGCAGACUGGGAAAAAUAAUGUCUACACCUUUGCAUCGUGCGCGCGGUGGAGUCCAUGCCGCGAGCUCGGGCUUUACAGGAUGCGCCGUCGGCAGCAUCUGUCGGUUAACAAUCAGCCCAACGACUUGCCCUACACGUUCCAGUUUGUUAAGAAGAAUCCAGCAAAUGGUGUUGAGCUGCCCAAGUGA
This is a messenger RNA of Andrographis paniculata, 660 nucleotides long. Its product is annotated as factor Xa inhibitor BuXI-like. The transcript has a single exon. Gene Ontology annotation, molecular function: endopeptidase inhibitor activity. The record is from RefSeq and is a predicted model, not a curated record. The coding region runs from base 1 to 660 and encodes 219 amino acids. NCBI's taxonomy places the organism in Eukaryota, Viridiplantae, Streptophyta, Magnoliopsida, Lamiales, Acanthaceae.